AUGGCAAGCAGAAACGCAAAUUCACGUGAUACCAUACUUAUGUAUGAUAAUAGAGACACGCAAAGUCAGUGGUCUGUGGUGGUAUCAACCAGUCAUAUUCCGGGUAUGGACAACGCAGCAGGAUCGGGCUCUCACGGAACAGCUGGAAGACAUCGGUUGCGAUGCGCGUCGCUAGUAUUAGGAGCCUUCCUCACUAUGCACUGCAGGGUCGCUGCAUCAGCACUCACUGGAGGGUUUUUUCUGUUCAUAAUGUUUCUCGUGGCUGCAACUGCGGGUUUGGCGAAUCCUUUACGACAUUUUGAAGUGUAUCUCGGACAGUGGAGCAUCAGUGGGCCGGGACGCGCGUUUCGGAUAUUGCCAAUACUUGAUGGACUCGGAAUAGCGAUUUGUCUAAAUACUCUAGUGCGUGCAAUAAAUUGUUGUACAAUUGCUGCGAUAUCAACUAUAUAUGUCGUGUAUUCGAUUUCCGAUUCCAAGUUACCGUUUACACAUUGCAGGGACUUCGAUUUGAAACCGUACGAUCCUAUUCUUAAAGAUGUCUCAAGCGUGAGUUCAAAAGAGUCUAGAUUCUCCCUUUCUAUUGGCGAAUUUGAUGAGGAUUAUAAUGAAAAAUAUAUUGAUGACAUGCACACCAGUGAGUUUGGGUGGAGAAAUUUUUCAGUUUUAAGAUUCGGAUUCCCAAAGCACUACAGAAAAGAAACGUAUAAAAUACAAAUGUGUAAUGAGAAAUACGGUUCUGGAUAUCCAACUUUAUACAGCACUCCGGCUUAUAACUUUUUCUAUGUGGAAGUCGUGUCUUACCGAACAGAUUAUAAUUUUGGACAGUUUAAUAUGCCUCUAGUCUUAAGUUUAAUAUUUAUCUGGACAAUAAUGUGGGCGUUGUUGAUUGCGGAACGUGUUUCUCAUGGACGAUUAAUCUGGAACAACGUGUACACAUGGCUCCUGGCUAUUCCUUGGAUCUGGAGUGUAUUGUUGGUCAUCACCGCUUUCAUUCAUUUGGUUUCAAUGCCGAAAUCAUUGCGCAAAGUCUACAGAAUUGGCGUGAAAGAAAUAAUGGCUGGUAUUGCAGAUGCCCUGGAAAUUGCACUUUACAUUCACUCUGCAAGUUCUGGAACAGAAUUAAUUCACGGGAAAGGACUUAAUCAUUACGCAAACGGCCAUAUUGAUCCACAUUUAAACGGUGAGAAUGUGUGGCAUAGCGGACUUUUACUUCUUCUAACAGGAUUGAAUACGGGUGGGGCCGCCCUAUGUGCACUCGUGGACUAUAUACAGCCUAAUACUAAAGCUGUCUACAAUAUGUACGAGAGUACUUUAUGGAUAAUACCAAUGUAUUCUAAAUGCGUAUCAAUUAAUAACUAUUCGCAUUUUAUGUCUACGGUGGUGUUUAGUGGUCUUGCAAUAUCAUAUAUGACGGUUGCCUACUUAUCACUAAAAACAGCUCUGCAUACAAUCUUUGAAUAUAAAGUGAAAUUGGUAUUUGCUGAGCAAGUGGUUGUAGCUGCGCUUAUUUUGUGUUGUAUGAGUCUUAGCUUGUUGUAUGCUACCACGGGUGGCAUAGCGCUGCUGGAAAGCGUAGAUUCAAUUAUGACUGGAUUAACGAUGCCACUAAUUUGUUUAUUCGAGUUAGUGGCAAUGAUUUAUGUGUAUCGGAGCCAUGAUUUUAUUUCGGAUAUGAAUAUUGCAACUGAAGAGAACGCGUGUUCCAAUAGAAUCGAUGCCCAAUGGCAAAUUAUACCAUUCAUCACAUUUGUUGUGUUGGUGAUGAAAGCCACGGCAUUAACUUCAGCUGAGAUGCCACAGGUCUUCAUGUAUCUUGCUCUGGCACCACUUAUUGGAGUCAUUCUGUGUCUGCCAAUAAGAGCCGGCGUAAACGCGUACAAAUUUUAUAAAUCACAAAAUGUUCGAUAG
Messenger RNA from Pieris macdunnoughi, 1908 nucleotides. NCBI's taxonomy places the organism in Eukaryota, Metazoa, Arthropoda, Insecta, Lepidoptera, Pieridae. The record is from the annotation of a GenBank genome assembly.